AUGGAUCAUGCCUGGCUGGACUCGUUGUCCGAGGACUGGGUCUCCGAGCGCGGCGACUCUUCGGCGGACAAGCUGCCACCUCUCGAAUUCAGCGACCCCAUCGAGUCCACGCCGUCGAGGCAGCGCCAGAGUCGAAUCCCUCGCCGGACGCCGAAAUCAAAGGCUUCGACAUCGUCGACGCCGAGCAGCAGCCCGUAUGUCUUGGGCGAGAGGAGCGCCAACGACAUCAACAUCUCGAGCCGACGUCUGCGUUCCGCCCUGUCGCGGGAGAUCAAGCUCGACGAACCGGGGCAGUCCAUGCCAACCACCGCCAACGGCUCCGUCAUCCGCAAUAGCAGCCAUCACCGUGUGUCGUCGAGCCGAGGGAGGGAGACGCCCGAGUGGAAGCGACGAUUGGUCCAAGGCAAGCUAGCGUACGGCGAGCAACGAGACCUCUUCUCCUCCGCCGCCGCGGGCUUACAGGACAUGUUCAAGCCGCCUCCCGCGGCCGACGGCACGGUUGGUCAUGCCGAUGCGACGCUGCCUUCGAGUCCACCCAUCGACGCUCUCACCGAUGACCUCGCAGAUUUGGAGCGGUACAUUGACGUCGACGAUGACGAGGACAGUCGCGAAAUUGUGUCGCCGAGUCCCAGCCCUCGGCGGAGGCAACGCGGUGUCCAGUAUCUACCAAACGACGAAUCCAUCUCCAGCCCCUCUCAGGUCAAUGGUGCGCGACGAGGUAGCGAUUCAUCGAGGCAGCAGCCACGGGACCGACCUGGGGCGCGUCGAGUCGAUGGCCCCUUGACGGUACCGCACGACACCGCAGCCACCUCGAGAAAGACGAGCGGCCGCAGCGACACGCGCAACGAAGAGUUCAGCCCCAUCAUGAUUGGAAAGCACAGCACCGAGGGUGGAAAGGUUGACUUUGCACACAUCGAAGUGCCGGUGGAGCAGCUGUGGCAAAAACUGGAACGUCUGCGAAUCAACCAGAUGCUCUCGGACGAAUCGCGAGCCGAUGUCGACAACGCAUUCUCCAAUGGCCCGGACGCGCUCGACGAAGAGAGCCUCGUUCAUGCCGAAACUUCCAACGAAUACCCCCGAAAGGAGGCGGUUGCCAACCUGCAGCUCGACGGACCGUCGCGAGGUGACUCGUUCCGCCAUGGUGGGUUGCCUUCGGAUAUUGGCGUGGAUUCGUCCGAGAUGCUGCCUGAAGAGUCUCUCCAGGCGAGCACCCCAAAGCAGUUUCCCUCGGUUAGCGUUCAGGGGAGAACGGCCGCCCCGACGCUGCAUCUCUCGCCCAGCCCUGCCUUGCCGAGGGCUCCCUUUCCGAGCCCCGAAAAGCGACAGGCGAGAGAGUCCCACAAGGCCAACGGCAGCCCGUUGAAGCUCUUUGGUCCCUACGAUACCUUUACGAAUCAGACUUUGCUUCGACGCAUAAGCCAGUUUGAGGACGCGUCCGGGGGAACCUCUCGACAGUCAUCGCACGCAAUUGAGGUCCAAAACUCGCCUCCGUCUCAGCACCGACCAAAUCUGGACGCGCUGCCCAACUCCACCGCCAUCAGUCGAUUCGGCGGCGGGGAUCUGGACGGCUACGAAUUCCCCGGUGACGUUUCGUAUGAGUCGACGGGCAACUGGGAGGCUGUCGACAAGGAAAAUGUUGAACCGACGUCGCCACUCCGUACCCGCCCGUCAUUUAAUCCCCUGCAAGGGCAAUCGCCAAACAACGACGCAGACCUUUACGUUCGGAGAAGGCGAAACACCGGGUCGACGCAAACGCGAUCCUCGAUUUCCAUUCCAAGCAAUCACCACCACCACCAAGCCAUUGCUCUUCCCAACAAUGCUCCCCUGCCCGCCCUCACGCCGAAGCGAGACGGCGACUCGGAAGGAAAGCGACCUCGCACGUCACCAUCCAAGGACCCGACGCCCAAAAGACGACGGACGCUGCAUCGAUCGGACGUUGCCUUUGGUCGUGAGGAUCGGCUGGCCACGCUCGACUCUGCCCAUCGCCAGAUGCAGGUGGCCAUAAGCAAGAAGCGCAAGGAUGCAAGACCCGGAAAGUCCGAGAUGGCCGACGCCAGCCUUCUCGCCAUGCGGUCAAUGCUUUGGCCGCAAAAUUCGACGCCUGCCUCGAGGCAAACGCCAUCCCCUGUACAUUUGCAAAUACGCGCCAUACAGAACGAGAAUGGGAGCCGCCAUGACGACGUAUCGGAGACGGAGAGGAAGCCUUCGAUAAUAACGCAAGACUUCAUCGACCAGGCAGCGCAGAUCAUGGCCAUGAUUCGAAACCAGGUACGGCCAAGGUUGGCGAGCCUCGAGGAAUCGGAAAACGAAGGCGGCGAAGCGAGACACCAGCACAUGAUGGAUGACUCUAGCGACGAGUCCACGGAUGAACCAUUUUCUCGACCACCGAGCCGCGAGGGAAAUAGGUGGACGAAUGUUGCACCGAGCCGUCAUGACCCAGAAAUUAUCAGUCGGCUCAAGAAAUACCAAGAGCGUAGCGAUGUGGAUGAUAUUCACUCUUCGUCCCUGCGGCCCAUGGGACGGCCAAGUGACGACGACCUUGACGAUGGGGAGCAAUCCGUACAGAAUUAUCAAGUCCACGGGGGGGCGCUUCACGUUACCGACGACAUUGUCAGCGACCUUCCGAAUGUUCGAAUCACGUCGGCGGGUGGCCAGGACAGUGGUCUGUGGAGUCCUGGCAAGGAUUUUCCGUCCAACGCCUCCAGUCGAUCUUUUAGCAGAAACUAUCCCACCACAUCCUCCCGGGGUUCGGAGUAUCGAAGGACCAUCAUGCCCGAGAGCGUCUCGCACUUGAUUCCAGACAGGGUCGGGGGUAUGUUCCUAGACAGGCAGAACAAGAUUUGGGUCAGGAGAAAAGGGUCCGGGUCCACGGCGGUGUCGGAUGUUCCGCCUCCUGCAGAGGAUACGGAGGAUGACCCGUUUGCGAGCAUCUCGGAUCUGUCCGUCGACAUGACGAGAGAGUUGCAGAACCUCAAGGUUGGGGUUGCGAAAGGGGUUCCUGCCGGUGAGGCCGAGCUGCACAGCGUGUCGCAAAGCACAUCAGGUGCCGCCAGGAGACCCAGCAGGAGAUAUACGACUCUUUCGCCAAAGGACCGUCCAGGCCCGCACAUGGCUGCGCUCGCAAGAGAAGAGCUGUUCAAGUUGGGAGACCGAGCCUCGACAACGUCGAAAAUGUCGCCUGGGGCGGAGCGAGACACGAGCCCUCGAGACGUCAACACCAACGCCGCAUCCUCAUCCGCGCGUCGACGCCUCACCAUCUCUUUUUCGUCACCAGUCGCUUCGGUCAUACACGAUGUCGUGACCGACGAUUUGGACCCUCUCGACUUUGGCGAUGAUGAUGACAAUUCCCAGCCUGGGCUUGUCAAGACUGCGCGCAGAAACAGCUUGCAGGUUUCCACACGCACCGGCAGCUACGGGCAGGGUCGUCUGUCGUCGGCUCGCGGGCCAGAAUUUGUGCCGCGGCCCGUGUCCCGCAUCGAUGAACAGGACGAGGAGAGUACGGUGGAGAUUCAGGCAGACGAGGAUCGUCAGAUCAGUAUUAUCGGCGACAAUAGCGUCGUGAGCCAUCGGACGCCUCACGUACGACACGCCAGCCUGAACUUUGUCAUCGGCCACAGCCCGAACAGCGUCGGGCCCCUAUCUUUCCAGCCGGAGGAGAGUGCGAUUAUUGGCCGCAACGUUGGCAAGCUGUCGCUGAGCCCCCUGUCGGAGUUUACCGUCAACAACGCAGACCAGUCGUUCGGAUUCGAGGUCAGCUACGUCAUGGGCCACCGACGCAUGGCAACGGGCGAUGGCUCCAAGAAGGUCAUGUCCAUGACAAUACGAGACCUCGUGGACAAGCUCAGCGAAGUCGAGCCCUUUGAGCCGUUCUGGGAGGACAUGACGGAGCUCGACCUGCAGGACAAGCAGCUGGCGAGCCUGCACAUGCUGGACGAGUUUUGCGGCAGGGUGGUGACGUUGGAUGCGUCCAAGAACAAGCUCAAUCAUCUCGAGGGUCUCCCGUCGUCGGUGCGGCAGCUCAAGGUGGCCCAGAACAUGCUGACGGAGCUCACGUCGUGGGAUCACCUCUUGAACCUGCAGUACGUGGACAUUUCGGGCAACGAGAUCAAGAGCCUGUCGGCGUUGAAGAAUCUGGUGCACCUGCGUAGCGUGAGGGCCGACGACAAUCAGCUGACGGGGCUGGACGGAUUGGACUGCCACGACGGGCUGCUCUCGCUGCGGGCUCGCAACAACUUGAUCGAGCACGUUGACUUUUCCACGGCCAUGUUCGAGCGCCUGACCGAGCUCGACCUCGAGGGCAACAGCAUCGUCUCGGUUCAGAACCUUGAGCUGCUGCCGGCACUGUCGCGGCUGGGGCUCAAGCGAAACCGGCUACGGGACCUGACGCUGAAGGCGGAGAUGAGGACGCUGCGGCAGCUCGACGUCAGCGACAACGAGCUGGAGUCUCUGGAUCUCAGCAACCUGCCCAGCAUUCGCUGCGUCUACGCCGACAGGAAUCGUCUUUGCGAGCUCUCCGGCUUCGAGCGAGCGCGACGUCUGGACAGCCUGUCGAUUCGCGAGCAGCACGGAGAUUCACCCCUGAACCUCGGCUUCCUGUCACACGUGUACGAGGUCCGCAAGCUGUUCCUGUCGGGCAACUUUUUGGAAUCCUUCGAGCCGACGGUGGAUUUCCUGAACCUUCAACUCCUGGACCUCGCCAACUGCGGAUUGCGGGUGCUGCCGGCGAAAAUGGGCCAGCUCAUGCCCAACCUGCGGACGCUCAACGUCAACUUCAACGCGCUCGGCGACUUGACGCCUCUGCAGUUCGUUCCUAGGCUCAAGAAGCUGCUCGUGGCCGGAAACAGACUGGCGGACUCGACGGGCGUCACCCGGCUCCUGACCGAGUUUCCGCACCUCAGCCAGCUGGAUGCGAGGGACAACCCCGUGACGCUCGGCUUUUACGCGCCCGUGCAGGUGCUGGUGCCGGCCGGGCGGGCGGAGUUCUCGGAUCCGUUCACGCUGCCGGACGCCGACGAGGAGCGAGAUGGGCUGUUUGCGAGCCGGCUGGACGAAGCGACGAGGCUGCGUCGACGGCUGCACCAGGUUGUGCUGGUCGCCAGCUGCCGACGGCUCCGAAAGCUCGACGGCCUGCCCGUGAGGCGGAGAGAGGUGCUCGCGACGGACGACGUUUUGCGGACAUUGGUCAGCGAAGGCGUCGUACCCGACCUCGAGGACGCCAUGGUCGGACGAUCGGAGAAGGUGUGCGACGACGACGGGGACGGGGACGGGGCGGCGGCACGAAACGACGAUGCCGCGGCGGAUGCCGAAGCGGCGGCCCAGCUCGAAUCCGAGCUCGAAGCGUCGCGACAGCAGAACGAGACGCUCGGGAGCAGUCGGUGGAAUGCAGAAGACAGCUUUGCGUAG
This is a messenger RNA of Drechmeria coniospora, 5403 nucleotides long. RefSeq names its product conserved leucine-rich repeat protein. Gene Ontology annotation, molecular function: protein binding. The coding region runs from base 1 to 5403 and encodes 1800 amino acids. The transcript has a single exon. The record is from RefSeq and is a predicted model, not a curated record. NCBI's taxonomy places the organism in Eukaryota, Fungi, Ascomycota, Sordariomycetes, Hypocreales, Ophiocordycipitaceae.